Molecule: messenger RNA, 2001 nt
Organism: Anthostomella pinea
Lineage: Eukaryota; Fungi; Ascomycota; Sordariomycetes; Xylariales; Xylariaceae
Source: the annotation of a GenBank genome assembly
AUGUUGGAUACGUUCGAGAUCCUGACCACCUCUGGAGUGGUGCUGUGGUCAAGGACGUACGCGCCCAUCAACCAGUCCAUCAUCAACAACUUCAUCACUGAUGUCUUCAUCGAGGAGAAAGGCGCGUCCGCCGGCGCAAAAGACAACCAGCCCACAGCCAGCAACCCACCCUACAGAGCAGACCAGCACACGCUGAAGUGGACUUUUGUCAAGGAACUUGGUGUCAUCUUUGUUGCUGUCUACCGGUCUCUCCUGCAUCUUUCGUGGAUCGACAAGCUCGUUGACAACUUAAAGACCAUAUUUAUCGACUUAUAUGGAGACGAGCUGCAGAAGCCGAAUACUACCAUUGUCCAAUGCCACAAGUUCGACCAAUACUUCGACCAGCAAUACAGGGAGCUUGAGGCUACUGCGACAGCCAAAGGGCCUCAACCCGCGGGCGCCCAAUUUCAACUAGAGGAGGAUACCAUUUCCGGCAACCUUGGAGAUGAGCCACCUCUCCCGCCUGGCUUCAAGCACAGGACAAAGGCGAACCAUAUUGCGCAGGACGUCCCGUCUACCACAGAGUCAAGUCCGAUCGCCACGCCGAAUACAUCCCGACCUUCGACGCCUGCCAGCAGCAACAAUCACUUAGUCGUUGGGAAGGGCGGCCCUGGGGCUAGGACGUCGCGAAGAGCAAGGAAGACGCAGCAGAAUAACCAUUCGGCCCUUGCAUCUUCAGGAGACGAAGCAAGAAGGGCUAAGAAGGCGCCUAAGAAGGGCCGGAAGUGGGAUGAUCAAGGUUAUGCGGAUGAAGAGGAUGAUGUGCAGCUGGACUACUCCAUUACCCAGAAUACAGCCACGAGCGAUAACGAGGCCAAGACUGCCGGUCGAUCAACCGCAAUAGAAGGAGUAGACUCGACGACCUGGGGAACGACAACGUCCAAGGGGCAAUUCGUCUUGAAAGAUCUGGGCGAUGAAGUGCACUCCAUUCUAGAAUCGGCCGAGGCUAAAAAAGCUGCAUCAAAAUUGGAGCCAAAAGCUGGCCUUGUUGGGUCUGGAUUGAGCACUAUCAGUGGUCUGUUCCGCAACGUGGUGGGCGGCAAGACGCUGACCAAGGCCGACCUCGAUAAAGCGAUGAAGGGCAUGGAAGACCAUCUACUUCGGAAGAACGUGGCUCGCGAGGCUGCGAUACGGCUCUGUGAGGGUGUGGAAAAGGAAUUGGUUGGGGUCAAGACAGGCAGCUUUGAGAGCACUGAUGCGCGCAUUGCCAAGGCCAUGGAAGCAUCCUUGACCAAGAUGUUGACGCCCACUUCGUCAUCAGAUCUACUACGUGAGAUCGACGCCGUCACGAAGCCCUCUGUUACCUCGAUGCGAAAACCCAGGCCCUAUGUCAUGUCCAUUGUCGGUGUCAACGGUGUCGGCAAGUCCACAAACCUGUCCAAAAUCUGUUUCUUUCUGCUCCAGAAUAAGUACAAGGUUCUGAUUGCGGCUGGAGAUACCUUCCGAUCGGGAGCUGUGGAGCAACUGAAGGUUCAUGUACGAAAUCUGAAGGAGCUGACCGAGCGCGAGGGUGGCAAGGUCGAGAUCUUCGAAAAGGGGUAUGGAGGUGAUGCAGCAACUGUUGCCAAGGAUGCCGUCAGGGAGGCUGCCAACGAGGGCUAUGAUGUCGUGCUCAUUGAUACAGCCGGACGACGGCACAAUGAUCAGCGACUGAUGUCUUCGCUGGAGAAGUUCGCCAAGUUCGCACAGCCGGACAAGAUCUUGAUGGUUGGCGAGGCUCUCGUGGGAACAGACUCGGUCGCCCAGGCCAGGAACUUCAACUCGUCGUUCGGUCCUGGACGCAACCUUGACGGAUUUAUCAUCUCCAAGUGUGACACGGUGGGUGACAUGGUAGGGGCUCUCGUGAGUAUCGUACAUGCCACGAAUGUCCCAGUUCUUUUCGUCGGUGUCGGACAGCACUAUUCAGAUAUCAGGAACUUCUCGGUCAAAUGGGCCGUAGAGAAGCUACUGAGUAAUAGUUGA